UGUCGUUGCCGGCUCAGUAUCUCGCGUGAUUAGAGAGCAAACAGCUAAAUACAAGAAGAAGCAAAUGACUGCCCGGUUCCGCUGGCGCUAGCUGCGCGGCGACGGAGAGGCAGACAGCUGCGGCUGCUUGAAAAAACAGAACCGGUUUUCAGUCGGCAGAAGCGCUUUCCACGUGCGCCUGUACAAACCGCAGGGUUUUUCUCGGGAACGGUUGAAGUUACCCGAGCCAAGUUAUGUCAGCUACGGACUUUCAAGAUGCGGUAUAUGGCACCGUCGACGAGAACGCCACCGAUCUGCACAGCGUCAGUAGGUUUUUGUGGGACAACCCCGAGCUGGCGCUCCAAGAAGUGAAGUGUCACCAGUGGUUAACGGACUUCCUCGAAGCUCGAAACUUCGAUGUAACGCGACACUUCCUGUUGGACACUGCGUUCAAGGCUGAAUUCAUCGCCCCUGGGGGAUCCGAUGGUCCUACGGUCGCCUUCCUCGCAGAGUACGACGCCCUUCCGGACAUCGGACACGCAUGCGGGCACAAUCUUAUCGCCGAGAAUGCCAUCGGUGCGGCCAUUGCCGUCCAAGAAGCCAUGAAGACGUUUAAGAGCAUACGCGGCAAGGUUGUUGUCCUCGGUACGCCUGCCGAAGAAAGUUGCGGUGGUAAGGAACUUCUGGUCGAAAAGGGGGCUCUGAAGGGCAUCGACGCAGCAAUCAUGUGUCACCCUGGACGGAGAGACGUGUUGAGGUUGGCAUUCACCGCGACACAACAGAUGGUGAUCCGUUUCAAGGGCAAAGCGGCUCACGCGGCCGCAUCUCCGUGGGAAGGUCUGAAUGCCCUGGAUGCUGCCGUUUCCUCGUACCUCAACAUCGGCCUUCUUCGGCAACAGAUCAAGCCCACGUCUAAAAUUCAAGGCAUCAUCGUGCACGGUGGGACGUACCCCAACAUCAUUCCCGAGGAGAGCGAGCUCAAGUACCACGUGCGGGCGCCCACCACAGACGAGCUGGUCGAUCUGGUGCGCAGAGUGGAGAACUGCUUCCACGGCGCCGCCCAGGCCACCGGAUGCUCGGUCGAGAUUGAGAGGGGCACCCUCUACAAGCACGUCAUACAGAACGCCGCCAUUGCGAGAGCGUACAGGAAGCACGCACAAGCACUGGGCUUCGAGUUCCAGGACGCUGACUUGAGCGAGCAGCCGCCCACCGGUGCGUCGACGGACUGCGGCAACGUGUCGCACCGCAUCCCCACCGCGCACCCGGUCUACUCGCUGGGCAGCGGCGCCCGGAACCACACGCGAGAGUUCGCCGAGGACGCCAACUCCGAGGAGGCACAGGCGCCGACGCUGAGUGUUUCCAAGGCCCUGGCCCUCACCGCGCUCGACCUGCUCACCGACCCGCAACUGCUGGAGGAGGUGCGCAAGGAGUUUGCAGCACACGGACUAACCCCUUAACUACCAUGCCAAACCGCGCGUAACACGGUGGAUUCCUGUUCUCUCCAACUGGGCUAACCUUCGCCAUUAUCUCCGGCACUCUGUCUAAUCUGUUCGUUCCGCUGUUGUAUCGUUACGUUGAUUUUUAUGACACGACCAUUUCGCACAAAGGUCAGAAUGAAUGACUGAAUAAACAUGUUUACUCGUAAA
Dermacentor albipictus is the source of this 1625-nucleotide messenger RNA. RefSeq names its product xaa-Arg dipeptidase-like. Gene Ontology annotation, molecular function: dipeptidase activity. The record is from RefSeq and is a predicted model, not a curated record. NCBI's taxonomy places the organism in Eukaryota, Metazoa, Arthropoda, Arachnida, Ixodida, Ixodidae.